Messenger RNA from Eleginops maclovinus (Patagonian blennie), 2489 nucleotides. It is a transcript of the gene fastkd4, whose product is annotated as transforming growth factor beta regulator 4. Gene Ontology annotation, cellular component: mitochondrial matrix; ribonucleoprotein granule. NCBI's taxonomy places the organism in Eukaryota, Metazoa, Chordata, Actinopteri, Perciformes, Eleginopidae. The transcript has 11 exons. The record is from RefSeq and is a predicted model, not a curated record. Gene Ontology annotation, molecular function: RNA binding. The coding region runs from base 139 to 2037 and encodes 632 amino acids. Gene Ontology annotation, biological process: mitochondrial RNA processing; regulation of mitochondrial mRNA stability.
CUGAUGUUUUUACCCAAUAGCAGCUGCGUCCGUGAGUCACGUGAUACCAGCCCUCAACGUCAUUUUUUCGCGACUGCCUUCGUCUGACAGAUCCAUGUGAACAGCGUUGGUUAAAAGAUACUCUAAACUUCAGACUCAAUGGCCAGCCGCAUCUUGGGCAGAUAUGCCCGUGUGCUCUGCAGGGCCUCCUCCCAGACUACCGCUGCGGCUGCUGCCCGCCCCCCUCCACCUGUAGCUGGACCUACAGAAGUGCAGAGGUCUCAAGGCUGGCCCAGAGUCACAGAAAGGUUAAUGUGUGAGGGAAGGACACUUACAAAGGAAGACUCCCUCCCUUUUGUACGCACGAAACUUGAGCAGUUGGUAGAAAAGGCAGCAGUACCAGAGGACGUGUUGCUGGCCUGGGAAAGACAUGGAAAGAAUGGUAAUCAAGCAGCUGGUGCCCUGGUGUGGUGGUCUCGUUUGGCACUGAGGACGGGGGGCAACUUUAAGGAAGAAAAACCAGAAUUACUAACAGAUUCAAGGCUACUGGAUAUGAUGGACACUCUAUCUCGGCAGGUGUCUGCCGUAUGGAAUGGCAAUCUAGUAUAUGCCAUGCGAGCUCUCUGGAUUAUUGGUCUGCCCUCUAAUGAUUCAGUGCUCAACUCUGUCCAGACUGAGGUCCUGUGGCGAGUACGCAGGCUAACAUACAAGCAACUGAGCUUCCUCGCAGAAUGGGGAAAUGGCAGGAAAGGGUCCCAGAACGUGGCAAUAGUGAAUGCUGCAUUAAAACAGCUGGAACUGCGCUGGACUGAAAUAGCAGAUGCUAAAACUGUCACUGCACUGUUAUCCAGCGGAAAACACAUCUCUCCCACCUUGAUAGACCGACUUGAAGACAAGGCUUUGGAGCUGGCAGGGGGCUUCUCAGCUGAAGAGAUCGGCAGUGUUUGCUUAUCUUUGGCAGCUCAGAGCCGCAGAUCUGUCCCGCUGCUCAGAGCGUUGUCCUACCACCUUCUCCAGAAGCCAUCAUCAGAUUUCACCACUCCACUGAUACUGGACAUGGCUUUAGCAUACGGGAAGUUGAAUUUUCACAAUUCCCAGUUGUUUCAGCGAAUGGCCUCAGAGUUGUUACCCAGAGUCCCGGAGCUCAGCUCUGCUGAUGUCACACGCUGUGCUAAAUCACUGGGCUUUCUCAAAUGGCUCAACAUCCCUCUCUUUGAGGCCUUUGCUGACCACUACAUAGCAAACAAUCCGAACUACACUACUCUUCAACUCUGUAACCUGCUCAUGACUUUUGCCCGAGUGAGCUUCCAGCCAAGCAGAGGAGAAGAGUUCUACAGCAAGGUUCACUCUGCGCUGGAGGGCGCUCUCUCAGGCCUGGAGCCCUUCAUGCACACAGAUGUGGUUUGGGCUCUGUGUGUGCUGCAGCAGGCCAAGCCCCAGUACAUCAUCCCCCUCACACAACAGAAUCAUGUUGCCAGACUAUCAGAGGGCAGCCCAGCUCGAUUGGAGAACUAUAAGCUGAAACUGCUCCACAUUGCAACUACCCUCCAAUUGGAGCAUCCGGGUUCCUCAGAUACGCUGCCCUUCCUGACGGCCCUGCCUGUCCCGGAAAGGAGCUCCCCCCCCUCACCUCUGCAGAGGAGUCUAAGAGAGACUUUACAGAGUUUAGUGGGUGGGAAAACAGAGGCCCUUCGCACUGGGGUCAACACUAUUUAUGGAUGGACUAUUGAUGGUGAACUGGUAGUGGAUUGUGACAACAAACCAAUUGACUUGACAAUGCUGAAAUCCUCUCACCUUCCCAGUGGAGGAGGAGAUGAGGCUUUAUCUGAAGGGGCACACAGGCUUGCUUUCUUGGCUUGGGAAUUUCCAAACUUUGGCUCAAAGAGUAAAGACCUCCUAGGACGUUUUUCCAUGAUGAAGCGGCAUCUUCAGUUGGCUGGCUUUAACACUGUGGAGGUGCCAUAUUAUGAUUGGCUGGAGCUGAAGACGGAACGGCAGAAGGUGGCAUACCUUAAGGAUAAAAUUGGGAAGGCUGUAGCUGAGGAAAUGGCCAAGUGAACCCAUCAAUCAUUUCAGCUAAUUUGCAGACUCAGCUAUAUAAGAGCUUCCCCAAUCAAAUGGGACCACGGAUAAUAAUAUGUACCCACGUCCACACUUGGAAUGGAGCCGUAUUGCAGAAAGGCUCUCAUCUUUUUUCAGAAAACAAAAAUCAUAUUUUCACUCUGGUUCCCUUGGAAACUUGUGGGGCUUUCCCUGUUUCCAUGGUGAUGAUAAGCAAGAAUUUAGGAGCCAGAGAGAGAGACAGAAAUAAAACAACAGCGAGUCUUCUGUAGGAAUGCAAUGAUCAACGAAAAAAAAGUAUUUGCCUCUGCAGGUCACAUCGAAACAGAAGCUCCCAGGCCAUUUGUAGAAUGUUGGCCAAAAAAUGGAGUUAUUUAAGCAUCUGGAUCCAGUGUACAACUUAAGUAUCUCUUUGAAUGUGUGUUGAAUAAUAAAUAGUUUUAUUAUGA